This is a messenger RNA of Microthlaspi erraticum, 474 nucleotides long. NCBI's taxonomy places the organism in Eukaryota, Viridiplantae, Streptophyta, Magnoliopsida, Brassicales, Brassicaceae. The record is from the annotation of a GenBank genome assembly.
AUGGAUUAUAAGCCACAGCCGCCGGCGUCUUCCGAGCCUUCGCCGUCGCCAUCUGACCGUCCACCGGGAAUUACAUCACCGGAGACUCCCUCGAACAGCCAGAAUCAUGAGAUAGAAGACAUUAUGGCUUGCGUCACGGCUUUGGAAGCUGCUCUGCUCCCAUGUUUACCCGCGAGAGAGCUUCAAGCCAUCGACCGCUCUCCUCAUCCUUCUCAUCAAAUUGAUGUUGAGCGACACGCGAGAGAUUUCAUGGAAGCUGCGAAAAAGCUUCAGCUUUAUUUCAUGGGAUUGAAGCGGGAGGAUCACGCGCCCACUAGAGCAGAGAGCCUUAAGAAGCAGGAGAUUGCAGUAAUGGAGGAAGAGCUCAAGACAAAGGAAGAGCUUAUAAAGAAGCACACAAGACUUAUCGAAGAAUCACAGAAGCUUGUGAAAGAACAUAUUGAGAAACACCGAGUGGAGCUGGAGAAAGUAUGA